Molecule: messenger RNA, 843 nt
Organism: Aspergillus wentii DTO 134E9
Lineage: Eukaryota; Fungi; Ascomycota; Eurotiomycetes; Eurotiales; Aspergillaceae
Exons: 2
Coding region: 1-843 (280 amino acids)
Molecular function (GO): oxidoreductase activity
Source: RefSeq, a predicted model, not a curated record
AUGGCAACCUCACUCGACACGAAACGACAUGUCCAGACUGACAUGGUAUUCCGGAAGCGCACCGCAAGCCAGCAUGAUACAAUUGACUUUACCAAGACAAGUCCCGAGCAGUUUGAGGUGAACAUGAAAGACAAUCAAGAAAAACGACCUGUCUUGGUUCACGAUGUACGAGGCGAGGAAUCAUCAUUCACUCUCGACACCAACGGCUUUCAAUAUGUCCGGCAUGAGGUCCCUGGACUAGAGGACUGGAAUGAGGAGCAAAUACGACAGUCUCUGAUUCCAGCGACAGAAGACCUCGUUCGUAAAGUAACCGGCGCCCAUAAAACAGUCACAUUUACACACAGAAUCCGCUGCUUUGCCACCGACACCAACAAGCUUGCCGCUAACCAAGCCCCCGCUCACGGCGUGCACUCGGAUUUUACCGUCGAGGGAGCCAGACAUCACUUGGAGAAUGUAGUCAAGGACCCCGUGGAGCUGGCUGCCCUAAAACAAGGCCAAGUACUGGCAAUCAAUGUCUGGCGACCCUUGAAGACGGUUCGCAAAGAUCCUCUGGCCGUGUGUGACUGGCUAUCUGUCAAUCCUCAAGAAGACUGGCACUCGAUUCGAAUGACUUUUCCCCAUGGGUGGAAUGAACUGGGGCAUGUGGCGUAUCGGGACAGCCAUCGGUGGUAUUAUCUGAGCGGGCAGAGGCCGGACGAAGCGUUGAUAUUCAAACAGUUUGACAGUGCAGAGGCGAGUAGUGGUGGUGCCACUGUGGCACAUACGGCGUUUGAGGAUCCAGAGACGGUGGACUGUAAGCCUCGGGUCAGUGUAGAGAUUAAGAUGUUUGCUUUUGUCGACUGA